Sceloporus undulatus (fence lizard) is the source of this 1213-nucleotide messenger RNA. Its product is annotated as transmembrane protein 68-like. The transcript is spliced from 7 exons. The record is from RefSeq and is a predicted model, not a curated record. Gene Ontology annotation, molecular function: acyltransferase activity. Gene Ontology annotation, cellular component: membrane. Lineage: Eukaryota; Metazoa; Chordata; Lepidosauria; Squamata; Phrynosomatidae. The coding region runs from base 152 to 1108 and encodes 318 amino acids.
GUAACAGAAGAACCAUUUUAAAGGCUCACAAGACCAGGACUAAGCAGAAUUCACAAGCAAAGCCUCCAAACAUCUUCCAAAGGGAAAAGGGAGAAAAGUAAUCAUUUCUUUGUGGACAGAAGUUUCUUUGAUUCAUCUUCUCAUACCAAAAAUGACAGCAGAAAACACAAACUCUACUUUAGGGCAAGAAUCUACGACUUGGCUGGCUUGCCUUUUAGGAGAAUAUCUAGGGUUCAUGGUGUAUCCUUCAACAGUCUUAAGCAUUCUGAUAAUAUUGUACUAUCCCCUUCUUGUUUCAUUCUCCGUGGUUUACCUGGGCAGCGCACUCUAUUUCUUUUGUGGUAUUAUUUAUAAUCUCCCAGAUGAUCGCAACAGCAAACAAUGGGACAAGUCAAAGAAAAAACUGGCAGUUCUGUCAGAUGUGAUAGGAAAGAUACUGCAUGGUUAUGAGAUUUGUGGAGUGGAAAAUCUACCAAAAGGGCCUGCUCUUCUUGUUUAUUAUCAUGGAGCCAUUCCUGUGGAUUAUUACUUCUUUGUACUUAGAAUUUAUAGAAUCACGGGUAGAUUGUGCUGUUCUGUGCUGGAUCACUUCAUUUUUUGUCUACCAGGCUUAAAACGCUAUCUUUAUAUAAAUCAAUGUGCUAAUUCUACAAGAGAGGAAUGUGUGGAACUUCUGAAGCAAGGGAAUCUACUGGGUAUUGCACCUGGUGGACUUCGAGAGCAAAAUUAUGGAGACCAUACUUACAAGCUUGUGUGGGGAAAAAGAAAAGGUUUUGCUCAAGUAGCCAUAGAUGCAAAAGUGCCCAUCAUCCCUAUCUUUACUCAGAAUCUGAGAGAAGGCUACAGAAUAUAUGGAAACAUAAGACCAAUGAGAUGGCUUUAUGAACAAACUCGGAUUUUAUUCUUUCCACAAUACGGACUAAUACCAGUGAAACUUCGAACACAUAUUGGUCAACCAAUUCCAUAUGAUCCAAACAUAACUGCUGAAGAACUAGCUGAAAAAACAAAAACUGCAAUGGAAGCUUUACGGGACAAGCAUCAGAAAAUACCAGGAAGCAUCAUGGGAGCUCUUUGGGAACGCUUUGAGGUUCAUCAAAAAAAUGACUAGUGUGAAUAAAGGAAUGCACUGAUACAAUUUUUCUUAUGUUGUUUUCUCACAAAUACUUUUGGUUGUGGUUGUGUGCCUUCAAGUCUUACCUUGACUUAUGGUGAC